AUGUUUUAUGGUCUUGGGUUGACGGAACUUCGAACGCUUGCAUUUGAAUUCGCAAAAGCAUUGAAAGCAGCCCGACGCAUAAAGAAAAUUCCAGAAUCCUGGAUUCCGAAGGAGAAAACUGGGCAAUCAAUUGCAACCAGAGAUUGGGCCGAAGGAUUCAUUAAACGUCAUUCUGAGUUGAGUUUGCGUCGACCAGUAUCGACAACACUGGGUCGUGCGGCUGCAUUUAACCCAACUGUAGUUCAAAAUUUUUUUGAUCUAUACGAAAAAAUCCUAGAAUCAUAUCAAUUCACUGCCGCGACAGUGUGGAACAUGGACGAAACCGGACUUAGUACAGUCCAUAAAACAAAAUUCGUUUUGGCACAGAAAGGCCAGCGUUGCGUGGCAGCGGCCAGUUCGGGCGAACGUGGCGAUAAUGUGACCCUCACGAUAGCUGUUUCCGCUGCCGGCGAAAAAAUUCCAUCCUUUUUCAUUUUUCCACGGGUACAAAUGCAGGAUAAAAUUCUUUUGCUGGGCAGUGCGGACGCUAAAGGUGUUGCGAAUGGAUCGGAUUGGCAGAGGCUGACACUUUCGUACAAUUUUUGCACCAUUUUAAACAUCAUGCCAUUAAAGCGGGCACCAAAAAGACUUUGCUGA
Molecule: messenger RNA, 636 nt
Organism: Belonocnema kinseyi
Lineage: Eukaryota; Metazoa; Arthropoda; Insecta; Hymenoptera; Cynipidae
Exons: 1
Coding region: 1-636 (211 amino acids)
Cellular component (GO): nucleus
Molecular function (GO): DNA binding
Source: RefSeq, a predicted model, not a curated record